UCCGCAGCCAACACAGGUCCAGCUGAAACGUCACGGUGCCUGCCACCCCGCAAAGCGGAUUUAAAUGUCUCUUCUGCCGCGUCUGAACGUCACGCCUGCUUGCGGCAUGACGUCAUCUGUCACGUCAUUUCGGCAGCGACCGGACAUCCCACCGAGGUUUGGUCCCGCCGGCCUCAGCGUCGCCCGGGCUUAAAAGUCGCCUGGGCCGCGGGUUCACGGGGCUUGGCGGUCGUUUCCGCCGCGACGUGAUGUCGGGGCAGAGCCACAUCCGCGGGCAUUCCUGUCCCUGCAGUGGGGACGGACCUCACCGGGGCCGGGGCGCCAGGACAGGAGCCCCUCGCCGGAUGGGACGGCGGCGGUGAAUGCGGUCCAUCCCUGAGCCAGCUUCCUCCUGCAGGUGAUCGCCCACAGUCAGUAUCAGAAGUCCCAGCGAAUCUCCAUCUUCCUGAGCAUGCAAGAUGAAAUCGAGACCGACGAGAUCAUCAAGGACAUCUUCCGCCGCGGCAAGACCUGCUUUGUCCCCCGGUACCGGUUCCAGAGCAACCACAUGGACAUGGUGAGGUUGGCGUCGCCCGAGGAGAUUGCUUCGCUUCCCAAAACAUCCUGGAAUAUUCAUCAGCCCGGCGAGGACGAGGCUCGGGAGGAGGCCUUGUCGACAGGCGGCCUGGACCUCAUCUUCAUGCCGGGGCUCGGGUUCGACAAGCAAGGCAACCGGCUGGGCCGGGGCCGGGGCUACUACGACACCUUCCUGAGGCGCUGUGAGCAGCACCAGCAGGCGAAGCCCUACACCAUGGCCUUGGCGUUCAAGGAGCAGAUUUGUGAUCGGGUCCCCGUGGACGAACAUGACGUGAAGGUAGAUGAAGUCCUCUACGAAGACACCCCCUGAGUCCCUCUGCCGCAGCCCGACGCUCGGGGUGCGGGCCUGAGAGAGGGGCCACAGAAGAUGUGCCUGUCCCGUCAGGGGUCCGUCAAAAUUGCACCCCACUGGGAACACAGGCUGCAUUGUUUUAUUAUAAUUAUAAGAUACAUAACCCAAAAUCACCUUUAAAAAUUAAUAGAGCGGCCCUGGCCGGUUUGCCCUAGUGGAUAGAGCGUCGGCCUGCGAACUGAAGGGUCUCAGGUUCGAUUCCCGGUCAGGGCACACGCCUGGGUUGCGGGCUUGAUCCCCAGUGUGGGGCGUGCAGGAGGCAGCUGAUCCAUGAUUCUCUCUCAUCACUGAUGUUUCUAUCUCUCUCCCUCUCCCUUCCUCUCUGAAAUCAAUAAACAAUAUUUUUAAAAAGUUAA
Myotis daubentonii (Daubenton's bat) is the source of this 1284-nucleotide messenger RNA. RefSeq names its product methenyltetrahydrofolate synthetase (gene MTHFS). Gene Ontology annotation, biological process: tetrahydrofolate interconversion; folic acid-containing compound biosynthetic process. Gene Ontology annotation, molecular function: 5-formyltetrahydrofolate cyclo-ligase activity. The coding region runs from base 452 to 886 and encodes 144 amino acids. The transcript has 3 exons. NCBI's taxonomy places the organism in Eukaryota, Metazoa, Chordata, Mammalia, Chiroptera, Vespertilionidae. The record is from RefSeq and is a predicted model, not a curated record. Gene Ontology annotation, cellular component: mitochondrion.